AUGGCAGUCUGUUAUCGUCUCAAUGGCGAUAGCGUGUCUGAUCCCAUUUUUCAACCAUGUGGCAAUCCUGGUACUACGAGCAUGUGCUGCGCUACUAACCGCACAAACCCCUCGGGCGGUAACUACGACAAUGGAUACACUGCGGACGUAUGUCUUGAGAAUGGGAUUUGUCAGAACAAGAUUUUUGUUACUUAUGAAGAUGGAGAUACUACUUUGGUAACCUUGUAUUACCGGGAUUACUGCACAAGUUCCAACUGGACCAAGGACGGAGGGUGCUUGAAUGUGUGUACAGAGCAAACGAAACUGACUACUUUCCGACACUCUCUGGGAGAGUCCAUUCUUGUCGUUGUUCAGCAAUGGCAAGUCUAA
Messenger RNA from Talaromyces stipitatus ATCC 10500, 369 nucleotides. RefSeq lists its product as uncharacterized. The record is from RefSeq and is a predicted model, not a curated record. The coding region runs from base 1 to 369 and encodes 122 amino acids. Lineage: Eukaryota; Fungi; Ascomycota; Eurotiomycetes; Eurotiales; Trichocomaceae. The transcript is spliced from 2 exons.